AUUACAUAAAGCAGCGCGCUGCGCGCUCGGCGGAGUGCAGCAUGAGUUUGGAAGGGAAAGUGGCUCUGGUCACCGGCGGGGCGCAGGGCAUCGGACGAGCCGUAGCAGAAGCUCUCCUGGAGAAUGAAGCAAAGGUCGCACUGCUAGACCUCAACCAAUCUGUUGGCGAAGAAUGUAAAAGAGAUCUAGAUGGACAGUAUGGAGAGGAUAACUGUAUUUUUAUCCAAUGUGACGUGACGGAUGCGGGGAAACUGGAAGAAGCCUUUCAAAACACAGUCGAGAGGUUUGGCGGAUUGGAUAUUGUCAUCAAUAAUGCUGGGAUCAACAAUGAGAAAAACUGGGAAAAGACCAUUGAAGUAAACCUGACAUCUGUCAUAAAGGGGACAUAUUUAGCCCUGGAACACAUGAGUAAAGAGCAUGGAAAGCAAGGAGGAGUUAUUAUCAAUGUCUCAUCAAUGGCAGCAUUUCUCCAUUCUCCUCACCAGCCGGUGUAUACAGCAACAAAGCAUGGGGUUAUUGGAUUUUCACGAGCCUUGGCGGACGCAUCUGAGCAGGGCAAUUAUGGAGUGAGGAUCAACACACUGUGCCCAGCCUUCGUGGACACCCAACUGCUUCGCACAGUCGAGCAUGAGGAAACUAUGGGCAAGUUUGUCAAGUACAAAGAUGAAUUCAAGCAGAGGAUGGACAAAUAUGGCAUUCUUAAACCAUCUCUUAUUGCAGAAGGAAUGCUUCGAAUCAUAACAGAUGACAGUCUGAAUGGAGCUGUGAUGAAGAUCACCUGUUCUAAAGGGAUUCACUUCCACACCUACGAGCCUCUUUCAGCUUGAGCACAGGGACUUUAGAAAGCCAGUUCUGCUUAUUCAUUUCUCUCCACAGGCUGCUGUACAGUAUGGCCUGAUUAAGCAGGGAAGGUUUGGAUAUUGUACGAGUAUUUUAUUUAUCAAUUCAAGUUUUACAAACCAAAAAAAUCUAUACUGGUGUUUGAUUGUCUUUCUGUAAUACCCUUUAAUACAAAUGUGUACAGACCUGCUUUAACUGUGAGUGAAAACUAAAUAUUUAUUAAUGAUUAAGAAUUAAAGGACUGUUUCUUGGCUUGUAUGAUAUACCUCAAUAAGCUAAAACCAAUAUUUUCUUACAUAUCUGUACAAUUCUUUGUUAUUUUUAGAUCUAUGCCAAAAAAAUGUCCAUGGAAUUGUAAUUUUGUAGAAAUCAAAUAAAAACAUGUAAAGGGA
Molecule: messenger RNA, 1232 nt
Organism: Triplophysa dalaica
Lineage: Eukaryota; Metazoa; Chordata; Actinopteri; Cypriniformes; Nemacheilidae
Gene: hpgd
Product: 15-hydroxyprostaglandin dehydrogenase
Exons: 7
Coding region: 42-827 (261 amino acids)
Cellular component (GO): cytoplasm
Molecular function (GO): oxidoreductase activity, acting on the CH-OH group of donors, NAD or NADP as acceptor
Source: RefSeq, a predicted model, not a curated record